AUGACUGAUGUCACCCAACCAGAAGAUCCUGUAUUGAACAGGUCAAUUUACAAUCGAGUCCCGCCAAACGCUCCCGUAGAGAAGUAUCGGCCAAUGGAAGUGACUUUUGAUAUGAGGGUGUACAAUAUUAGAGCGCACUGUCUUACCUAUAGCCCCUGCUCCGGCGAGGAAGGUAUGCUAUUUUAUGUUUUACUUUUCGCUUAUAUAGCUGACCGAAGACAUUAUCAAAUAUACGAAAAUUUUACAGAGCUGUGUCCGGUCUUAUACACGGAGGAAGUAGCCGUUCUCAUUAAAAAAGGCUACAGUGAGACACUGAUCCAGGUUGGCGUGGGAGCGUGUGCUGCUUAUUUUGAACGAAUCUCUGCAACUCACAGUGACGGAUACUUGACUCUUUCUGGUUUGCAGUUUAGAGGCCAUGCGAUGUUUUCCUCUGAAGAUUGUCCGUGGGAUAUGGCCGUUGUUGAAUACGGUUGGCUUAUGGAGAUACUUAUAGGUGAAGUCGGAGGAUGCUUAGGAAGCACUUCACAAGUUAGCAUUUUCAGCCCUCAGUCGUACCCCACAAUCUUUCUCCCAUUUAGCUCAGAUCAUAAUUUUAAUAUCUGUAUGACCGAUGAACUUGCAAACCCAAUCUUUCGUAUAAUAUCGCUUGCAAACUUCUUCGACACCUUACUGCUGCUAGUGAUUGCUAAAGACGAAGAAAAAAUUGUUCCCGAACGUUUCAAGUUCUGCCAACAUGGUCAAACGGCUGCUACAUGUACUAAAGGAUCGCAACCGGGUCGUCCUUGUGAAUCAGAGGAACGACUAAAGUAUCGACAAAUGAGACUUUCUGUGGAUGGAGUGCACUUAGCAUUGGCUGAUGAGAAUUCUGCUUUCACUAUCGUUGUUGAUCCCUUACGGUUCACUCUGUGUAACGCUCACGAGAAGAGAUUCAUGGAGCAUAUAUGCCUUCGAAUACCCAACAUCACAACACGACAAUGUAGGGCCUUAUCAAAAAAGUCCUGGGGAAAAAAGAGUGAAGAAGAGAGAGCGAAGAAGGAGAUGCAGAGUGAGUGG
Molecule: messenger RNA, 1053 nt
Organism: Strongylus vulgaris
Lineage: Eukaryota; Metazoa; Nematoda; Chromadorea; Rhabditida; Strongylidae
Source: the annotation of a GenBank genome assembly